This is a messenger RNA of Colletotrichum godetiae, 1142 nucleotides long. RefSeq lists its product as uncharacterized. The coding region runs from base 381 to 1142 and encodes 253 amino acids. The transcript is spliced from 3 exons. Gene Ontology annotation, cellular component: membrane. The record is from RefSeq and is a predicted model, not a curated record. NCBI's taxonomy places the organism in Eukaryota, Fungi, Ascomycota, Sordariomycetes, Glomerellales, Glomerellaceae.
ACUCACGGCGCAGACUUACGCAAGGAGCAUUUGUUCUUGCUGGAGGCCGAUUGGGAUCUAUCUUAGGCCACAAAAGGACACUCCUGGGCGCAGAAGCAUGGUGGGUGUUAUGGCACCUUAUUAGCGGCUUCAUGCAAAAAAUCGUCGGUCUGUCUAUCGCUCGCGGUCUCGCUGGAUCUAGAGGCGCAUUUGUGGUACCCAAUGCAGUUGCACUCCUGGGAAUCAACAUACCACCUGGGAGGACGCGUAACAUAGCUAUGGGAAUUUUUGGAGCUAUGUCACCGAUCGGUGCUGCUGGUGGAGGUGUAUUUGGUGGUAUUUUCUCAGCUCACAGACUAGAAGUGGCCCCUCUUCUUGUUGUAGGCUUUAGUCGUCCUUAAAUGCCUCUCACCGACUUCGUCAAUGAUUACAGAUGUAGGGCGACACUUGGUCCUAUCGUAUUUGUACCGACUGCUUCCAUUACACCGCCAGACCCUCCUUCAUCUGAGGGCUUGGCUAAUUUUGAUUGGCUGGGUGCUUACCUGGGUGUUGGCGGGCUGAUUCUUUUCAACUUUGUUUGGAACCUAGCUCCCUCAGUCGGUUGGAUUAAGCCGUACGAAUACUCAAUUCUCCUCGUCUCAGUCAUUCACAUGAUCCCCUUCGUCUUCAGGCUGCUCACCAUUCGGAAUUGGACGUCCCUCCUGUCAUCGGCUGCACUCAUACUGCUCACCGUCUUGGGUGCAGUGGCGGCUAUCCUUUCAGCUUGGCUGAUCCCACGCACGCUAGCUCGGCACAUCUUGGUCACUGGCGUAUUAUGCGUCAUAGUCUCAACAAUACUUGUGGUGACGAUACCAGAGCUGCAAUCCUACUGGCCUCAAUUGGUUCCGGCAACCAUCUUGAUGACGUUUUGCCCGGACUUCAUCUUCUCAGCAGCUCAAAUCCUUGCGAGCAACUCUGUAAAGCCAGAGCACCAAGGGAUAGCUGGUUCCCUGAUUGGCACUAUCAUCAGUUACGGUCAGAGCAUGGGUCUCGGAUUUGCUGGAACUAUGGAGAAGUACACUUCCUCUGAGAACUCCGACUUGGUAGAUGGCUACCGGCACGCUUUGUUCUUCGGUAUUGGGCUGGGCGGCGUGGCGUUGAUUAUUGACUUGAUCUUCGUUUGA